GGAGAAGGCCCGGCAGCGUUUCAAGGGAGUAUAAUUGCAUUUGAUUAGUGCAGAGAGCUUGGCAGAGCGGAUCUUCUGAGACUUCACCCUGGCGCUGAUCUUUCAGAGUCAGAGAUCAGGGACACGAGGGAACAUCAGAGGCCCGACUCUGCAAAUCUUCACACAGUUCUACAAUGAGCACGAUCGUGGUUUGCCGUGAGACACGCAGGAGCUGGUGGGGCGAUCUCCAGUGAGCUUGGCUCCUGUCCACUGGCAAAGAGUUUGUCGGCAGACCAACGACCUUGGUCACCCGGGAAGAUGAGAAGACGUAUGGCCUGGUACCUGUUGGUCCUGUUGGCGGCCGCGACAACGGGCUACCCCUCUCGACGAUCCGCCGUGGACUUGGACGCGACCCCAAGGACGACGAUCACCUAUAAGGAGUUGUCCGACGUCCGGCGCUUCAGCAGCCACGCCCUGAACUACACCACCCUGCUGCUGGAGGACGAGAAGGGGAUCCUCUAUGUGGGAGCGCGAGGGGCCAUAUUCGCCUUAAACUCCAGCAACAUUGCCGACGGUUCCCAGAGGGAGAUCCGGUGGGAGGCGUCUCUGGAGAAGCAGAACGACUGCCUCCAGAAGGGCAAGAACAACAAGACCGAGUGCUUCAACCACGUCCGGCUCGUGCAGAGGCUGAACGACACCCACCUGUACGCCUGCGGCACCUACGCCUUCCACCCGCUGUGCGCGGCCAUCGAUGCUGACAGGUUCGCGUUGCCGCCCCACUUGGAGGAGGGCAAGGAGAAGUGCCCGUACGACCCCGCCCGCGGCUACACCGGCCUCAUCGUAGACGGCGGGUUGUACACGGCCACGCGGUACGAGUUCCGCAGCCUGCCAGACAUCAGGCGCAACCUGCACCAGCGGCCCCUGAAGACGGAAGAGUCCCCUGUGCACUGGCUAAACGAUGCGGAGUUCGUGGCCUCUGUGCUGGUCCGGGAAAGCGUGCACAGCCCCGUGGGGGACGACGACAAGCUCUACUACUUCUUCAUGGAGCGGGCGGCCGAGGAGAGCGCCUCCUUUGACAAGAGCCAUGUGGCCAGGGUGGCCAGGGUGGCGCGGGUGUGCAAGAGCGACCUGGGUGGGAAGAAGAUCCUGCAGCGGAAAUGGACGUCAUUCAUGAAGGCCCGGCUGGUCUGCUAUAUCCCCUACUACGAAGUGCUCAAGGGCGUGCACAGCGUGGACGGGGGCAGCUGGCCCAGCACCGUCUUCUACGCCACGUUCACCUUGUCGGCUCAGUGGAGGAGCAUGGAGGCAUCCGCCGUCUGCCAGUACAACAUCUCUGAGCUGCAGAGGGCUUUCGAGGGCCCCUACAUGCAAUACCAGGACAACACCCGCAAAUGGACCCUCUACGACGGGGAGGUGCCGGCCCCGCGGCCGGGCUCUUGCAUCACCAACCGCUCCCGUGAGGACGGCUACCGCUCCUCCCAGGACCUGCCCAACGGCGUGCUGGAUUUCGUCAAGCUGCACCCGCUGAUGUUCGAGGAGGUGAAGCCGGCGUGGGGGGAGCCCCUGCUGGUGAAGAAGAACGUGCUCUACACGGCCCUGGUGGUGGACAGGGCGCCGGCCCUGGACGGCCAGCAGUACGACGUGCUCUUCAUGGGGACGGGUGACGGCUGGCUGCACAAGGGGGUGGUGAUCGGCUCCGCCGUACACAUCGUGGAGGAGCUGCAGGUCUUCGGGGCCCCCCAGCCCGUGGAAAGCCUGGUGAUCUCCAAAGGCCAGAGAAGCGUGUACGUGGGGGCUGCCAGCGGAGUCCUGCAGCUCCCCCUGUGCAGCUGCGCCAGGUACGGCUCCUGCUACGACUGCAUCCUGGCCCGGGACCCCUACUGCGCCUGGGACGGCGAGGGCUGCAGGGAGGUGGCCGGCGCUGCGGACAGGACCCAGCUGACCCAGGACAUGCAGCACGGCAGGGAGGGCUGCUGGAACGGCUCCGCCCAGGCGCCCCCCGUGCAGAAGAACCGGACGGUGCUGCGGGGCGACGACGUGCUGCUGCCGUGCGAGCAGCGCUCCAACCUGGCGCGGGCCGCGUGGCUGGUGAACGGCACGGCCGGGCUGGCGGCCGGGCGGGGCCACUUCCGGGUGGGGGUGGACGGGCUGCUGGUGACGGACACCCUGCCGGAGCACAGCGGCGACUACGGCUGCUACGGGGAGGAGAACGGCCUGCGCUCCCCGCUGGCCGCCUACGCCCUGACGGUGCUGCCGGAGCCGCCCAAGGAGCAGCCGGCGCCCAGGGCCCUGCCGCCCCCCCACACCGACCGCCUGGCCUCCCCCGACAUGAAGUUCGUCUACAUCGCGGUGAUCACGGUGCUGGGCGGGCUCUGCCUGGUGCUGAGUGCCGUGCUGCUUCACGUCUCCUGCCUGCAGCGCCGCAAGGGCAGGUACGUGCUGGGCGAGCCCCGCGCCUCCUCCGUGGAGCUGCAGACGGUCUCGGCCAACUGCCUGGGCAGGGGCCGGGAGGAGGAGGAGCUGAGCCGGGAGGACGGCUGCCUGCAGAUCAUCCCGGGUGAGGCCCCCACGGCGGCGUCCCCGGCCAGGGAGAUGCCCCUGGCGCCCCCGCCCCCGCCCCCGCCGCUCCCGGCCGAGUUCACCAACGGCAUCGCCGCCCUGCCCAACGUGGUGCGCAAGAUGAACGGCAACAGCUACAUGCUGCUGCGGCAGGAGGAGCCCAGCCCCUCGCCCCUCUACAACACCUCCUUCGCCGAGGAGCUGAGUAAGCUCCUGGAGAAGCGCAAACACACGCAGCUGGUGGACAAGCUGGACGAGAGCUCCGUGUAGGGGCCCCCGGACGCCGGUCGGAUUCAAUCCCCCGCCCCCAUCCCCCCCCCACCAACCAGUGUUACACAACCCCCCGGGAAACUACCUCUGGAACCGAACCGCUGGGCCGGGCCUCGGAGCGCCGGGAUCCCGCCUGCCGGGGCCCGGAGCCCGUUGUAAAGAGACACUGAUUGAAAUGGGAAAUCUAUUUCUGUAUAAAAGAUGACAAUCCGGAAAGAGGAGCCAGCAAUACGGCUGUGUCAGGGUGGGGCGGGAGGAGACGCCUGCCCGGACGCUGGCCUCGAACCACGGCCUCGGACCGCUCCGGCGAGGCCUCUCCUAGGCCCUGGGAGCGACAGCCGGGCCGGGGAGAGGCGGGAGCUGGCCCCUGCGUGCUGAGAAGAGACACGGCCCCUGGGACCCACCGGACCGAGAGACAGAGACGGGGAACCUGGCAUGGGAGAGAACUGGGAGGCAGCGGGGUGAGGAGCGGGCAGUGGCUCAGCGCGGGACGGCAUCUCAGCUCCAGCGCUGGGCACGCAGCCCCAGCAGGAGCCCGUUAGUCUGUGCAGAAUGACGACACCGUGGCCGUGAAGGGGCUGGCUCCGACACAGGGCCCUGAGCUGCAGCGCCGGGGGACGCCGGCUUUCAACGCAGCCUGACCUGGUGGGGAGAGAGCUGUGCCUGACCCUCCAUCAGCUGGAGAAGCGGCCCUGAGCUAUCCUAGCGAUGCCAGGCUGCAGCCAGGGGGUGGGCAGACAGUCACAGCGGAGUGAGUGCGUAUGGGGGUCACUGUAGCGUGGGUGUGGAGCGGUAUGCGUGGGGGUCACUGCAGCGUGGGUGUGGGUGUGUGCCAGGGUUCACACCCAGCCACAGCUGCACGGGAUCUCCCCAUUACCCGGCUCCUGCCCAGAUGCCCUGAGCUGCAUCCGACCCCGGGCGAUCUCGGUGUGUCCUGCCCCCCAGCUGCCACUCCCUAGUGCUGGCGCCCAACCUGCGAGACCAACCACUGCUGGUGGCAGCUGUUGACACAGGCAGACCCCGGCUCUCUGCUCGUGGCCUGGCUUCUGCCUUGGCCUGCCCCACGGGCACAUACCCUGCUGUAUUGGAACAAGUUGAGUUCACAAUGGGGGAGCCACCUGGUCUGGAGUACAGCUUAAAGCACUCCCUGUCCCCAGCCUGUGCUAGACCAACCUGGAGCCCCGAGCUUGGCCCGCUCUGGCCUGGGGAUGUCCGGCUCUUCGCCAUGGGUCUGCCCUGCGCCCCGUGGCACUGUAGCCUGCCUGCCCUGUGGCUGAAGAGAACGUGUUGUCACGGAUGCACCCACCACAGCCCCUCGGUUUUCACCCCUUCCCUAUGGCAGUGCCCUCCCUUUGCCAGGCCCCACCAGCCGUUGGGGACCAAGACCCCAGGAUCCAGGCUCAGCAACAGAGGACGGGGCGGGUGAGGGUGCAGGGUGAUGUGGCACUCAAGCAAACAGCCUCCUUCGUCCUCACAGCCGGGGGGGGGCCCAUCCUGUGCUCUGUCCCAGUGCAGGACUCAGGUUACACUGGUGUAACUGGGAGCUGGCGUUGGUCCCGGAUUCCAGCUCCUCUUGGCUUCCGUUGUCUGUCUCCUGGGUCUUUCCCGCCCCAGCGCCACCUUCCUGCCCAUCCCGCCCCAACGCCCCCUGCCUAUGCAAGGCCAGAACGAAGCUGGGCAGGGGAGGGCAUUGUGACAGGCCCUGCUGUGUGUGUGUGUGUGUCUGCAUGUGUGUGUGCGCGCGUGCACUCAGCUCCAUGGGCUAGAUUGGCAGACACACGCCGUGCGACCGUGCCCGCUCACUAGCACGCCUGAGUGCAGCUCCGGGGGGUUCCCCUUCAGCUCCAGCAGCAGGGGCUAUGUUUUAGGGGCACGAGCUGCGGAGUUCUGGCCCCCGCCGUGCACACAGCCUGGGUUUAUUCCAAACACUGACCCCGGGAGCGUGCGGGUGUGCGACCCGCGCCAGAGACCGGUCCUCUGCUCAGCUUGUUCUUACGGCGCCUGGGACUGCGCUCGGCUGUCCCGAGAGAGGCCAGCUCCCAGCUGAGCUCCACAGCCUCUUCCAUCCGUCCCCGCUCGGCCGCGGCUUCAUCCCUGCAGAGCUGCUGCCCGGUGUAAAAUGACUGUGGUUCAGUAACAAGAGCACUCGGUGCCCGGGCCUCCAGCGCGGCUUGGGAACGGCCGGCGACGACCGUCGCUUCAAACACAGGGACAGUCGGCUCCGGAAUGGCCACAGGCAGAUGUCCCCGAGAGUCCUGGCGAGAGAGAGAGAGACUGCAUCGCUAAGGCAACGCGCACACACCUGGCUCCAGUGGUACCUGGCCAGCCCGCUAGGCAGUGCGAGUUAUUGCAUCUUCUCCUAAACAUCACCGCCACUGAGAGAGAGACCAGGCCUGUCCCGCUGUCCGCCCUGCCCAGCCAGCGUGGUCUGCCAGUGCGGCUGGAAGGGGCCCAAGCCCUGGGGCUAGCGCUGAGUCCCUCGGGACAACGUUCCCACAGCCUGGCAGAGCCCCGGCCUGCUCUCCUCCUCGGGAGGCUUUUGUAGGCUCUCACGCCAUGGGAGUUUGGCACCAGCUCUCCCUGGCUAAUUGACUUUGGCCUUCGCUCCAUUACCAGGCUGCCCUGGUAUUCGGGGCGGGGGCAGGUGGGGAGAACCACCCAUGAAGCCGCCUCGAAACCCUGCUGUGGCUGGGAGCAGGCGGCUCCCGAACAAGCAUUUCCCCCACCCCACCCCCACCCCACCUCCACCCAUCACCUUGUAACGAGAGCAGUGGGGGCCUAUGCAGGCAGAUCUGCUGGGCAAACACCCCUGCGGCUCCACUGCUCCCAGCUGUGGGCGAGCUCUCAGGGUGGGUGGAUCUUCCUCUCCCCACCACUCAGCCUGAGACGCUCUGGCAGAGCAAACAAGCUGGCUCUUAGGCUGUGGGCCAGCCCCUAGAGGGGGAUGGGAGCUGUGGAUGCCCCGUGCAUCCUCCCGUAAUCCUCCUUUGCAGCAUCAGGGGCAGCAUCAAGCAGCAUCCGCCCCCUUGCCCCCAGCCUCUCCCACUGCAUGGCACGGGCACCCCAGAGCACAAGGCCCGCAGCCCUGGGGUCGGAGAGCUGGCGUCAGGCCAUGGUAUCUCACAUGCUGCCUUUGCGGCUUGGAGGUUACUGACAGAGGUGGUUCCUCUGCCUCACCAGGGCAGGACAGGCCCCCUCCAGCACCUGUGCCAGGCCUGUGAGGGGCUGCCAGGCUGCCCACUCCAGUGGUCUCUGAGCACCCACCUGCUCUAGCUUCAAAUGGCCCAGGCGAUGGGGUUCCCACAGCCACAUCACCCUCCUGGGCUGAGCCCUCCCGCCUGCCUCGCCAUACAGUCGCAGGGGAAAGUUGCGCUCUCCAAGGGGUCCCUCGCUGGCACCCCCAGACCCUGCCCAGCUGAUGUGGAUUGCUGUGAGCUGCAGCUGACCCUGGUGCUGGCUGGCCCCAGGGGAUGUGCUGCCCAGAUGAGUGGAGGAAGGGCUGGGUGGCACCUCACCUGGGGCAAUAAUGUCGCAGAGUCUGCGUGGCUCAGGCUGUCCCCUGCUGGCCUGCCAUGCUGCCGAGCCAUUCUAGACCUGGCUAUGCCCGGCCCAGUGCGUGGGAAUUGGGGGGUGGGGAGGCGGCGGCAUGUACAGAACAUCCCUUGUGUGGAAAAUAUUUCAGUGGGAGGGUGUCUGGGCCAGUGAUAGCAACAGCAGAUUGUGCUCUCUGUUCCCAGCUCUGGAAGGGGACUGGAAGUCAGGACGCCUAGGUCUGUUCCCAGCUCUGCCACUGACUCACUGGCUAACCUUGGGCAAGUCACCGCCCUGCUCCGUGCCUCAGUUUCCCCUACAUAAAGCAAGCGUAAUUUCUCCCUCCCUGCUAUUGGGAGGUGCGGGGGGGGGACGCUCUGGCAUUGGGACAGCGUGGUAGAAAUGCAGAGCGAGCCGGCUGAUGAUCCGACAGCAGUGGCCCCAGGCACUGCUGUAGCCAUCUGAGGCUGUUGCUGCGGGGUUGGUAAGGCUGCUGCUGGGCUCUGCACCCCAGCAUUGUGGGGCCUCGCCCAUUCCCCAGCCGUGCCAGGGAAAGCCCCCGGUCAGCAUGGUUCAGGGAGCGCAGCGCAGACCCAGGGCGGUGUGUGUGCGCCAAGGGGUGGUCUGUGGGGACUUAUGUCCUUUGGCCCUGCUCCUGCGCAGAUCAUUGGCCAGCCUCGGUGCCUGGUUCCUGGGAUGGGAAGGGGAGGGAGGAAUCGGCGUGGCCGGGGCUGAAUCUGUGGCUGAUCCCCUGGGAAGGGGCAGGACUGGAGCCCUGCAAAACGGAAGCACCUCGUCUCCAAGACAGCUUGAUCUAAACCCUAUGUACCAACCCGGCUGCCCAGCGGCCUGGCUCGUCCUCAAUGACAUUCCACCACGGACAGUCAUAGCAGCAGCGUACAGCACCGUGCGCCUGGUUGCGUCUGCCCCUUGCUGCUCAAUAAACCUGGAUCUGUCUGAAUGA
Malaclemys terrapin pileata is the source of this 7303-nucleotide messenger RNA. It is a transcript of the gene SEMA4G, whose product is annotated as semaphorin 4G. Lineage: Eukaryota; Metazoa; Chordata; Testudines; Emydidae. Bases 298 to 2808 code for a protein of 836 amino acids. The record is from RefSeq and is a predicted model, not a curated record. The transcript has 17 exons. Gene Ontology annotation, biological process: negative regulation of axon extension involved in axon guidance; positive regulation of cell migration; negative chemotaxis. Gene Ontology annotation, molecular function: chemorepellent activity; semaphorin receptor binding.